AUGAUCAGUGCCCUCGACGGUGCCCGUAGGGAGAACUGCAGGAGAUCCUCGACGGCCCAGCCAGAUGACGACAAGGACGGUGACGACGGCACCUCCUGCGCCGUGGCCGAGACCGGCACCGCCUUGGCGACGAUGGCGGCGCUGUCUGGGGAGGUGGUUCAGAUGCUCAGUGCGGCUAGGGGCAAGUGGAGAGAGAUGGGUUGGCACGCCACGGGAUGGAUCUUCCUCAACGCCUUCAUCGGGUACGCGGUGCCAAUGAGCCUAUACUACUAUGAUCUUCGUGAUACAACGCCAGCUUAUGCCGUCAUCUUUUUGAACAUAAUUCCGCUGGUCACAUUCAUUCUCUCGCUCGUCUUCAGAAUGGAGACAUUGCAAAUCUUGAGCAUAGCUGGAUCACUCAAGGUCGUAGGCGUCAUACUUUCGGUUGGAGGUACAAUGCUCAUCAGCCUUUACAAGGGCAAGAUACUGCAUCUUUGGAAACCCGUUCUGCGCCACAUGGGGCAAAACACGACGGAGGUUGCAGGCAAUCAUCUAAGAGGGGCAAUAUUCUUGGUAGGCAGCAGCAUCACACUUGCUUGCUGGUACCUGAUUCAGUCAAAGGUUAUGAAGGUGUAUCCAUACAAAUACUGGUCGUCCAUGGUGACAUGUUUGGUUGGAGGAUUUCAAACAGCACUAGUUGGAAUAAUAUUGAGUAGGGACAAAAGUGCAUGGAAGCUAGGAUGGGAUCUCAACCUUCUGACCAUCUUCUACUCUGGGGCACUUGCAACGGCUGGGAAAUAUAGCUUGAACUCAUGGGUCGUCGCCAAGCGAGACCCAGCAUAUCCUCCAAUGUUCAGCCCAUUGUCAGUGGUAUUCACUGUUUUGUUGGACUCCAUCUUUAUAUGCGACGAGAUUACGACAGGAAGCUUGUUCGGCACAACAGUGGUGAUUGCUGGGCUCUACAUUUUCCUAUCAGCAAAAUCAAAAGAAGUGCGGGACAAAUAG
Triticum dicoccoides is the source of this 984-nucleotide messenger RNA. RefSeq names its product WAT1-related protein At5g64700-like. The transcript is spliced from 7 exons. Gene Ontology annotation, cellular component: membrane. Lineage: Eukaryota; Viridiplantae; Streptophyta; Magnoliopsida; Poales; Poaceae. The record is from RefSeq and is a predicted model, not a curated record. Bases 1 to 984 code for a protein of 327 amino acids. Gene Ontology annotation, molecular function: transmembrane transporter activity.